AAUAUUUGUCAAAUGUCAUUAUAAUUUGUUAUUGUUUAAAAAACUAAAUUUUUUAAAGAAAAUGGAAAAGAAAUUAGACAAAGUUAUGGACGAUAUAUUGUCUCACGAAGGUGUUACUGGAUGUUUAUUUGCAGAUCAAUUGGGUUUAUGCCUUGGAGCGAAAGGAAAUGUUUCAACAGCAGCAAGUGGAUUAAUUGUAGUAUUAGCUGAAAUAGCUGGUCAUUUAGAAAGUAAUCAAUCGAAUUCAACUAAUUCACGUCAACCAGUGAUUUCUUUAGAAUCUGAUAAUAAAAAAUGUCUUAUACAAAGAAAUGGUAAUAUUACGGGAGUGAUUUUCAAAAGUGAUACUGUAAAUGCUUAACUAUUUUAAAUGAGACUGCGUUCGUUUAUUACCAGUAUCAUGGCGGUAACACGAUAUGGCGUUAUCUAUAAAAUGUUAUAUAACAUGGUAUGAAACGUCGAACUCUUGUGGAAGCAUCUUUUUGUUAUAAAUAAACGAACGAAUGCAGCCUGAGUAUAUUAUAUAAAUAUUUUUUGUAAUUAAUUGUAACUGUAAAUCAAUAUUUUUUAUGAUUGUUAAAAGUAAUUUCAUAUAUUAAUUAAAGGAAUGAAUUAAUUCUCAUUGACAUGAUCUCAUUGUCGGUGCAAUGAUUAAAAGUAAUGUUUUAAAUAUCAGAAUGUAUAUAUUGUUAGCUUUCAUUGUUUUAAAAAUCAUUGUCUAAGUCAAAAAUGCAGUUGUAAUAAUUGGAAAUAAUGUAAACAUUGGUUUUAUGCCAUGGGUUGAUAAAUAUAAUUUUUUUGGUUAA
Molecule: messenger RNA, 806 nt
Organism: Chrysoperla carnea
Lineage: Eukaryota; Metazoa; Arthropoda; Insecta; Neuroptera; Chrysopidae
Gene: Lamtor5
Exons: 3
Coding region: 62-361 (99 amino acids)
Biological process (GO): positive regulation of TORC1 signaling; cellular response to amino acid stimulus
Cellular component (GO): Ragulator complex; cytoplasm; lysosome
Molecular function (GO): guanyl-nucleotide exchange factor activity
Source: RefSeq, a predicted model, not a curated record